AUGCUCGACAUCAUCUGCACCUUACCCCUCAAAUCCGACCUCUUUGCUCAAGCGAUCCAUCCCUCCGAACCUCUCUUCGCAGUAGGCCUAUCCUCGGGGCAUGUGCAAGCGUACAAGCUUCCUUCUGACACCGAUGUCGUGGACGAUUCAUCUCAAGACAGUUCUGCCUCUCCACCCACGUCGACAAACACUACCAAUGGCACCGAAUCAACUGGACUGCCCGCCUUGCUGCGCAGAUCCUCCACCACGAGCGCCUCGGAAAGCGGCCUUGGGUCUAUAGACACCGUCUGGGCCACAAGGAGACACAAGGGCUCCUGUAGAUGUCUGACAUUCAGCCAUGACGGACAAACAUGCUAUUCGGCAGGGACCGACGGUCUCGUGAAGGCGUUUACUGCUGAAAGCGGCCGAGUCGUGAGCAAGAUAGUGAUUCCACCGAGCGAUGAAGGGGCCGGCUUCGAUGGGCCGACGGUGUUACAUGCCCUCUCACCGCAAGCGCUUCUACUCGGCACGGACUCCGGGAAGCUGUAUCUACAAGAUUUGAGGCAGGGUGGUAGUGAGAUCGUGUCAAGAGCUAGUCAGACCUGGACGCCUCAUGGCAAUGAACAUAUCAAUGCUCUUGUUCCCCUGCCAGCCAGUGAGACAAGCACCAGCGGCUUCCCAAAACAGUGGGUCAGCGUCGGUGGCACCACGCUCGCAGUGACUGAUCUGCGCAAGGGAACCAUUGCGACGAGCGAGGAUCAGGAAGUGGAGUUGACAAGUGUGGUCAUGGUCCAAGGCUUGAAGAGGGGCGGCACCAGCGUCGGUGAGAAGGUCCUGGUCGGCCAAAGCGACGGCGUGGUCAGCUUGUGGGAGAGAGGUGUAUGGGGUGACCUGGAUGAGCGUCUGGUGGUUGAUCGAGGAGGCCUCAGCAUCGAUGCUUUGGCGGAGGUGCCCUUCGGAUUCGGAAGCGGGAAGCUGAAGAUGAACGAGAAACUUGUGGCUGCUGGUCUCGAGGAUGGCCGAGUUCGUUUCAUGCGGGUCGGCCGGAAUGGAGUGAUGCCCGACAUGGACGGCAAACAUGACGAGGUCGAUGGAGUCGUGGCGCUGGGAUUCGAUGUUGAAGGACGUAUGAUCAGUGGAGGAGGUCAAACCGUCAAGGUAUGGACAGAAGCCAAGGGCCUCCCUGGAGGUGGUCGCAAUGCAGCAGCAAAGCACGAUAUCUCCUCGGAUGAGGCCAGCGAUGACUCUGAUGUGCCAGACAGUAGCGAUGAAGAGGACAAGCCCAAAUCAAAACGGAAGAAGCGCAAGAGGAACAAAGGGAAGGACAAGUCGGGAGGAAAAGCAUUGGACUUUUCCCUUUAA
Molecule: messenger RNA, 1341 nt
Organism: Capronia coronata CBS 617.96
Lineage: Eukaryota; Fungi; Ascomycota; Eurotiomycetes; Chaetothyriales; Herpotrichiellaceae
Exons: 1
Coding region: 1-1341 (446 amino acids)
Molecular function (GO): protein binding
Source: RefSeq, a predicted model, not a curated record